UUGUCUGAAUCAAACAUAAGCACCUGGCCCUCCCGUUGAGUGGACCAGCCCGAGUUUUCGUCUGGGUAGUGAGGUCCACCUUAUGCACGGAUUAGAUGCCUACACGUGCCGCGUGUAUGGUGGGUGCGUGUGGCGCCAGCAAACCGCUCAAUUUGAAAAGGAAGGAAUCUCCCGUCUUGCAAUUUGAAAUAACUGCGCUGACGGCUAGUUAAAAGAAAAGCUGCAUACAGCAACGCUCCUUCCAUGUCGAAGAUUCAGCUCUUCUAUUCAUUUUUUAUGAGAUGUUUGGUUACAAAUGCAUGCCCAUGAGAUUUCCUUUCACGUUGGGAUUAUGGGAUGGCAAGCUAUGGAUCCGUUAAACGCCUCAUCACCAGCGACCUUUCACUCCCCAAUUCAUCGAUUUUCGCAAAGCUCUUGCAAUCGUGCAUCGAAUCGAAAUCACUACAUGACGGGCGCCGGGUACACGCCCGCCUCAUCAAGACCCGAUUCUCUUCUGAGAUCUUUAUCCAGAACCGUCUCAUCGAUGCUUAUGCAAAGUGUGGGUGCUUCGAGGAUGCCCACACUUUGUUUGAUAGAAUGCAUCAAAGAAAUACAUUCACUUGGAAUGCAAUGAUAAGUGCGCUUACAAGAUUGUGUUUUCUCGAAGAAGCGGUCUCUCUGUUCCGGGAGAUGCCAUGCCCUGACCAGUGCUCAUGGAACUCAAUGGUGUCUGGCUUUGCCCAGCACGAUCAUUUCGAAGAAGCGCUUGGUUUCUUUAAAAGAAUGCAUGGAGAGGAUUUCGUACUCAACAUGUACGCACUCUCUAGUGCUCUUAGCGCCUGUGCAGGGUUAAUCGAUAUAAAAACAGGCACCCAAAUCCAUGCUUUGAUUUCGAAAUCACCAUUUUCAUCCGAUGUUUAUAUGGGAAGCGCACUUAUUGAUAUGUACUCCAAAUGUGGGUAUCCAUUCAAUGCACAGAGAAUCUUUGAUGGGAUGCCUAAUCGAAAUGUAGUCUCGUGGAACAGCUUGAUUACAUGUUAUGAGCAGAACGGCCCCACAAAUGAAGCUUUAGAGCUGUUUGUGAGGAUGAUGGAAUGCGGAGCUGAGCCAGAUGAGGUCACACUUGCCAGUGUGCUUAGUGCAUGCGCAGGUUUAUCAGCAAUUGAAGAAGGAUUGCAAAUUCAUGCACGAGCUAUCAAAUCUGACAAAUUCAGGGAUGACCUGGUAUUAUGCAAUGCCUUUGUUGACAUGUACGCGAAGUGCGGUAGGAUUAAAGAAGCGAGGCGUAUUUUUGAUGGGAUGCUGAUUAGAAAUGUUGUCACGGAGACAUCCAUGGUUAGUGGUUAUGCAAAAGCCGCUAGUGUGAAAGCUGCCCACUCAAUGUUUACAGGGAUGACAGAGAGGAAUGUUAUAUCUUGGAACGCGCUUAUUGCAGGUUAUGCACAGAACGGAGAGAAUGAAGAGGCACUAGAACUGUUCCGCCUACUGAAGAGAGAAUGUGUUUGGCCAACACACUACAGUUUCGGUAAUGUUCUUAGUGCAUGUGCCAACCUUGCUGAUCUACAGCUAGGCAGGCAGGUACAUGCACAUGUUUUAAAACAUGGGUUCCGAUUUGAGUCCGGCCCAGAGUCUGAUAUCUUUGUGGGGAACUCUCUGGUGGACAUGUAUGCAAAAUGCGGAUCCAUUGAAGAUGGAUGUCGAGUGUUUGACAGAAUGGUUGACAGGGAUAAAGUCUCAUGGAAUGCUAUGAUUGUGGGUUAUGCGCAGAAUGGGAAUGCCAAUGAAGCUCUCACACUUUUUAGGCAGAUGAUAAUGUCUGCAGAGAAACCAGAUCAUGUUACAAUGAUUGGAGUUCUGAGUGCUUGCAGUCAUGCAGGGCUGGUCAAGGAGGGCAGUAGAUAUUUUCUCUCCAUGACUGAAGAAUAUGGUUUGGUACCAUCAAAAGACCAUUAUACAUGUAUGGUUGAUCUUCUCGGACGUGCAGGUCACCUUGACGAAGUGGAGAAAUUCAUAGACAGCAUGCCAAUACAACCAGAUUCUGUCCUUUGGGGAUCCUUGCUUGCAGCUUGUAAAGUUCAUGGUCAUCUCAAAAUGGGGAAGAGGGUGGCAGAGAAACUCUUGGAGCUGGAUCCUAACAACUCAGGUCCAUACGUUCUUCUCUCCAACAUGUACGCAGAGCUGGGAAGAUGGGGGGAGGCUGCGAGAGUGCGGAAGCUGAUGAGACAGAGAGGAGUUGUUAAGCAGCCCGGGUGCAGUUGGAUUGAGAUAAAGAGCCGGGUGCAUGUGUUCAUGGUGAAAGAUAAAAGCCAUCCUCAAAGGAAGGAGAUUUAUCGACUCUUAAAAAUGCUCACAAUGCAGAUGAAGAGAGCUGGAUACAUUCCAGAGGCCAGACCUGUUUCUUUGGUCGUUAACUCAGAGAUGGAGCUCAAGAAAUUGGCUAUAGUCUCGGAGUGCAGAAGUGACAUGUUAGCAGUUAUUGCAGGAUGAUAAGUUCUGACUAUGGAAGGAAAUAAGAAAAUUUGGAUAAACCUCACAGUGUCUCAAAGUAAAAUGUUCACAGUUGGAUGACUCAUUAAGAACAUUUUCAUAAUGGUAACACUUAAUCUUUGCAUUUCCUCUAAAAUAAAUUGGACCAGCUCGAUUACAUCCAUGUAUCCGUACGUUCAUGUUGAUGUCUGUUAGACACUUCAAUUUUAAGUAUAAAUGGUUGUCAUGUUUGGUUGACAGCUACAGAUCUGCUCCUUUGAGACGUUUGAAGAGCAAAAGAAAUUGUAUACAACGUAAUUCUCAAAGCUAAAAUUCUGGGAGCUGUUGUGGGAUGAAAGGUUCUAGUGCUGUUUCAUGGAUGAAA
This is a messenger RNA of Magnolia sinica, 2830 nucleotides long. Its product is annotated as pentatricopeptide repeat-containing protein At2g13600. The coding region runs from base 337 to 2466 and encodes 709 amino acids. The record is from RefSeq and is a predicted model, not a curated record. Gene Ontology annotation, molecular function: RNA binding; protein binding. Gene Ontology annotation, biological process: RNA modification. The transcript has a single exon. NCBI's taxonomy places the organism in Eukaryota, Viridiplantae, Streptophyta, Magnoliopsida, Magnoliales, Magnoliaceae.